This is a messenger RNA of Sabethes cyaneus, 2347 nucleotides long. RefSeq lists its product as uncharacterized. Gene Ontology annotation, cellular component: extracellular region. Gene Ontology annotation, molecular function: chitin binding. The record is from RefSeq and is a predicted model, not a curated record. The coding region runs from base 473 to 1069 and encodes 198 amino acids. The transcript has 5 exons. NCBI's taxonomy places the organism in Eukaryota, Metazoa, Arthropoda, Insecta, Diptera, Culicidae.
CCAUCUAGAGCGCGCGCACCCGUCGUCGAAGUCGAAAAAACGUUCUACACUGUUAGUAUACUCGGGGCUUGCAUGCAUGCCGGUGCUGUAAGGUUUAUUGUUCAUAAAGCAUGAUUGUGCCGCAGAAAAGUGUGUCGUGAACGAGCAGUUUAGCGCUGGAAUAUACUCAGAGCAAAAAUCAACACACACAGCAAAAGUAUAAACAUAGAGUGACAUAAUAAUUAUCAUCCUCAUCAUCGUCAUCGAUUGGACUGAGGUAAUAACGGCGGCAGUAGCAUCUGCUCGGCGAAGGACAACGAUAUUCAAUACCAAUCCGAACAACCGGCCUCUCAUCGUGGUUUGCAUUCAGGCAAAACUUCGCUGAAAGUGAGAGUCGCGAGUUGGAUACCUACUGGCAGUGGCAGCUCCUCGGUUAGCAGCAGAACUUGUUCAUAACGCCGGUGCAAAAAAAGCAGCAGAAGGAAGAAGCAAAAUGUUCCUGCGCCGUUCUUACCUCGCUGUGCUGAUCAUAUUCGGAUACCUGCUAAUCAUAGAUGGCCGUGAGGAGAAUGUUCGGACCAAACGGGGACGCAAGCCUCGUGUUUCGGUGCUACCCAGCCGGGUCGAUGCGGAACCCAGCCAAAGCCUGGACCACGGAGAGUCGGCCGGAGACGAUUCACCGGUAAUACCGCCCGGAUUUCUAAGUCCCUCGGUGCAGGAGUACCUCGAGCUGGGAAAGUCGAUUCCUGGUCGUCCCGGAACAGACUAUCCCAUUCUGGCUGCUGUCCCGUAUACCAACUUCUACUGCGACGAACAGGACUACCCGGGCUUCUUCGCCGACAUGGAAACCAGAUGUCAAGGUUGGCACUACUGCGACAUAGACGGCCGGCAGGCGACGUUCCUCUGCCCCAAUGGAACCCAGUUCUCGCAGGCCGUCUUCGUGUGCGACUGGUGGUUCAAUGUCCGGUGCGAUCUGUCCCCGCGGCUGUACGCCAUCAACGCCCGGCUCUACCAGCGCCCGAAGGUGAACCCGACCCGGAAGCAUCGGGUCAUAACGAAACAGCUGGUCGAGGACAUUUUCAACAAAUGAGUCGUUUAAUUGUGAAAUGUGUGUUGGGGUUCGUAUCGGGAAACAACAACCGCUGCUGCGUGUGUGCUAUUCUACAGCAUCCACAAUCCAAACCGAGGCGAGCAAGCAAGCGAACGAGCGAACGAACGAGUGUGUGACUGUCAUGAAGGGUUUAUUUCGUGCCCAAACUCAACCUAUCUCUUUGCUACUAGAACCAGGUAGACCCCGGUACACCACCGGUGGUGUACCGGCCGGCCGGCGGGUACGAGAGAGAAGCAUUUCAUAAAAUUGUUUUAAAUUAAAUAUUUUAAAUCCUGUCACGAUGAGACACGGCAGAUCUAUAUAUAUGUGUGUACAAAGCCAACUUUCAAGAGCUGAAUCGCUUCCUAGGUGUUCUACGCGAAAGGAAACUUUGCUCUCCUUUCGACUUUUCAUCCUAAAAAUCCAACUACAGUCGUACAGCGCAAUAUGCGGCGUAAUGGUACAUUGGUUCAAUCAUUGAAAUAAAAAUUCUUGUAAUAUAUCGCCAUUCAAAUACUGUAAUUGGACAUAUAAUCAAAACUAUGCAUUACACCCCUGCAGCUUAACUGUACUGUUAAAAAAUACUCUACACAUAUAAUUAGGCUACUUAAGAUUAGAGACUAAUCACUACCGUGAACCAAUCUAUCGCUAUCGCGCCUUAGCAAUAGAUGUAGUAUAUUUAAGUCCACAAAGCGACGACGAAAGGCAAGCACAAAAUUUAAAUUUAAAUUAAAUAAAAGCAAAUACAAAAAUGUUCAUACACGCCAUAGUCACCGCACCACACCGCCCCUUCCCCGCUCCAUCACCGUGAUGAUAGGAGAGUCGAAUCCACUUUAGACGAGAGGUACCUAUCACACGGACGAGGGAGUGUGUAAGGCCAAAACUGUAAAUGAAACUAAUUUUCAGAAGCAACUGCGAUAUCUCUGUACCGUACGAGGACGACGACGACGACGACCUGUGAGUAGUAGAGAAAGGCCCGAAACUUGUCUUAGACUUUAGUUAAGGAGUUUUUAGUUUUGUUGUUUUCUUCCUUUCCUAGUACGAAUGACUUCGAGUUAGGUUGAUUUUCUACAUCACAGACUACCCCCAUCAUAUCUAAAUGUAAAUAAAACAGUGUUUGCCAACUCGUAAUUUUCCCGGAAAAGUAACCGUUCCCGGGGAGGGAACGAGCGAGAGCAAAUGUGUAAUUUAUGUUCAUAUUAUUUCUUGUUUAAUAUUAGUAUAAGUUAAGUAGAGUUCCGCUGUUGAGAAAAUUAAGUGUUAAUGAAUACUCACUGU